AUGUGCGGAAUUUGCGCUGUAACAGGGCGUCGUGAUGCAACGCCGAUCAUUUUUGAAGGUCUGCGGCGUCUGGAAUAUCGCGGUUAUGAUUCCGCUGGUAUCGCCACGCUGUGCAAUGGUCAGAUCAGCCGCCGUCGUGCAGCCGGAAAGCUGAGCAAUCUGGGAGAGGUUCUGGGGCAGGAACCGCUUGCUGGAACAACAGGCAUCGGUCACACACGCUGGGCGACGCAUGGGGUGCCGAACACGACCAAUGCGCAUCCGCACGGAACAUCGCGCGUGGCGAUCGUUCAUAACGGGAUCAUAGAAAAUUUUGAGCGGCUCCGUUCGGAGCUGGAAGCGGCAGGACAGGUUUUCGAGACCGAAACCGAUAGCGAGACGAUUGCCAGACUGGUCGAUCAGUAUCUUCAGGAGGGAUAUCUCCCUCAGGAAGCCGCGUUUGCAGCUCUGGAUCGUCUGGAAGGUGCUUACGCUGUGGCGAUGAUCUUCGCUGGUCAUGACGGGCUGCUGAUUGGUGCGCGUCAUGGUGCACCUCUCGCUGUUGGGUACGGGGACGGGGAGAUGUUCCUUGGGUCGGACAGUCUGGCUCUGGCUCCUCUGACCCGCCGCAUCGCCUAUCUGGAAGAUGGUGAUCGUGUUGUCGUGACGUCAGAAAGCGCGAUGUUCUUCACGGAAGACGGGCAGCCUGCGCAACGCGCCAUUCAGACGACAGCCUUUAUUGCCGGAGCAGUCGGCAAGGAUGGUUACCGGCAUUACAUGGAAAAGGAACUUCAUGAACAUCCUCUGGUCAUUGGCCAGACGCUGCGUCGCAUGAUUGAUCCUGCCAGACGCCGGAUUGCGUUGCCUGACAUGCCUUUCAAUCUGGCCGAGGUACCUCGUGCCGUGAUCAGUGCCUGUGGUUCUGCGUUUUAUGCAGGCAUGAUCGGUCGAUACUGGCUGGAGAAUAUUGCCCGUCUACCUGUCGAUAUCGAUGUUGCCAGUGAAUUGCGCUAUCGCGAUCCACCGCUGGCUCCGGGUUCACUGGGGAUCAUGAUCUCCCAGUCAGGAGAGACGGCGGAUACAUUGGCUGCGUUACGCUCCCUUCGUAGCAAGGGGCUUUCGGUUCUGUCAGUCCUCAAUGUCGAACACAGCACGAUGGCGCGUGAAAGCGAUGUUGUUUUCGGCACUGUUGCCGGCCCUGAAAUUUCCGUUGCAUCGACGAAAGCUUUUACCGCGCAGUUGACUGUUCUUGCCUGUCUGACCGUUGCGCUGGCGCGAGCAAGAGGCGCGAUUGAUAUUGCCGGAGAGGAAGAGCUGGUUUCGUCUUUGCUCGACCUGCCCAGUCGGGCUGCGGAAGCGCUUCAGCAGGGUGAUGAUAUUCGCCGGAUGGCAGAAAUUGUUGCUGAAGCUCAGGAUGUUUUAUAUCUGGGCCGAGGCAGUGCUUUUCCUGUUGCUCAGGAAGGUGCGUUAAAGCUGAAGGAAAUUUCCUAUAUUCAUGCUGAGGCUUAUGCCGCGGGAGAGAUGAAGCAUGGACCGAUCUCUCUGAUUGAUCGCAGCGUGCCUGUGGUUGUCACGGUUCCGUCGGGGGCCUUGUUUGAAAAAACCCUUUCCAAUGUGCAGGAAGCGAAGGCCCGUGGAGGACGCAUCCUUGCAUUUACGGACACGGAAGGGGCUGCACGCGUGCGUGAAAUCGCCGAGCAUGUGGUGGUCAUGCCCCGUGUCAGCGAAUUCCUUGCUCCUGUCGUGCAGGUUAUCCCGACGCAGAUGCUGGCAUAUGAAGUUGCAUUGCUCAAAGGCACGGAUGUUGAUCAGCCGCGUAAUCUUGCAAAAUCCGUAACAGUCGAAUGA
Messenger RNA from Teleopsis dalmanni, 1824 nucleotides. Its product is annotated as glutamine--fructose-6-phosphate aminotransferase [isomerizing]-like. Gene Ontology annotation, molecular function: carbohydrate derivative binding; L-glutamine:D-fructose-6-phosphate transaminase (isomerizing) activity. Gene Ontology annotation, cellular component: cytosol. Gene Ontology annotation, biological process: UDP-N-acetylglucosamine metabolic process; fructose 6-phosphate metabolic process; protein N-linked glycosylation. The record is from RefSeq and is a predicted model, not a curated record. Bases 1 to 1824 code for a protein of 607 amino acids. The transcript has a single exon. Lineage: Eukaryota; Metazoa; Arthropoda; Insecta; Diptera; Diopsidae.